Messenger RNA from Prunus armeniaca (apricot), 561 nucleotides. The record is from the annotation of a GenBank genome assembly. Lineage: Eukaryota; Viridiplantae; Streptophyta; Magnoliopsida; Rosales; Rosaceae.
AUGCCUGACAUAUCAUCUGAUAUUAUUUCUCAUCGGCUAAGCAUUAAUCUUGUCGUCCGAUUCGUUCGACAUAAGCAUCGUACCUACGACCUAGAGAGGUACGAGGCCAUGAAAGCGGAGGUGGACAAGUUGAGUAGCAUUGGAUUUAUCAAGGAGGUGGACUAUCCCACCUGGCUGGCUAAUGUGGUGAUGGUCCGCAAACCACUGAAAGGCUGGUGCAUAUGUGUAGACUACACCAACCUUAAUCGGGCUUGCCCGAAGGACAGCUUCCCUCUACCUCGAAUCGACCAGCUUGUUGACACCACAGCUGGCCAUGCCCUCCUUAGCUUAAUGGAUACUUACUCUAGGUACAACAAGAUCUUCAUGCAUCCUGAUGAUCAAGCCCAUACAUCCUUCAUUACCGAUCGUGACCUCUACUGUUAUAAGGUGAUGCCAUUUGGCCUCAAGAACGCCGAGGCUACUUAUCAGCGUCUUGUGAACAUCCUCUUUGCCCCACUGAUUGGCAACACCAUGGAGGUUUAUGUCGAUGAUAUGCUAGUCAAAAGUCGCGCUGCUGACUAG